GAGGCAGUAGCCGCAGCAAGCCAAUGCUCUUUGCUGGUGUGGGAUGGCGAUGAUUAUGAAGAGACAAGCUUCACCAGACUGAUUCCUCAGUACCUGAGAUCCAGAGACAAUGGGCGAGUCGUUGCAUUCAGGAUAGGCGAUUCCCUGGAGAGCUUCAGCCAAAGCUGGAGGGAGGUCGCUUCUGCACAUCCCGGCCGCAUGGCCGUUGUGCCCGUUGACCCUGAGAACCUCAUGGAUCGCCUUAGGCGCUAUGAAGAGGAACUGAAGGACAUGCCGCCAGCACGUCAGCGGUAUGUGAUGCUCGGCCGCCUGGCUAUCGAGGCGAGUGGAGCUAAACAAGUUGUUGCACUUGGUGGCGGAAGCAUCAGCCAAAAGGAGGCUGAGCUCAGUUGCGGAGAGGACAUCUUCUGGACAGUUUUCGCUCUCAGCCGCGGAAAACCUGAGCAGGCACCUACUCUGAUGGACUGGGCUGCAGCCAAUCCCAAAAUUGCGAAGCUUGUGGGCGGUCAGGACCCGGAACAAAAGCUUGGCUUUUUUACCGACUCCGGCAAGGAAUGGUCGGAGCAGCACAAAGUGCCGCAAAGCCCGCGAGGUUCUGCCAGACCUGGCUAA
Molecule: messenger RNA, 612 nt
Organism: Symbiodinium pilosum
Lineage: Eukaryota; Dinophyceae; Suessiales; Symbiodiniaceae
Source: the annotation of a GenBank genome assembly